AUGCACCGACCGAAACCAUGUUCCAGACUCAGAGAAGAGGAUGUUUUAGAAGAGCAAAAGCAGCCAUUCGUUGAGAAAUCACUACACCAGGAUGAGAAAGAUGGACCAGAUUUUGACGCGGCGAGCGCUACAAGAUCUGGAUGCAUUGCCACCGUAUCGACGGGCGUCAUCCUCUCCCUAGUUUGCUUGAUAUCUGGUAUUUACCUCCUCAGAACCAACCAGGCAACACUGGGCGCUUCGGCGUCUAUCUCUACUUUUGGAAGAGAAGCCAUGGCCCUAGCGAUCAACGUAAUACUAACACUCUGCACUGAUGGUAUGAUGUUCGUGCAUUCCGUCUCGUUACGAUGGGCCUUGUAUCGCGAGGGACGCCUGGAGUUCAACACCAAUAUCCGUCUCUUCACCAGCUCCAAAAGAUUCGGCCCGAACAAAAGGUACAUCAACCUAGUGGCCCUAACUUGCCUUGUGCUAUCAUACGCUUCUUCAUCCGUUCUGCUACUAUCUGACCAAGCCAUGAUACUAUCUAAGAAUGAAGACCAAUCUCCAUUAUUAAUUAACGACACAGCUCUAGUAUCCUUGGGCCUAGGUCUCGCCGGCCAGGCCAUCGUCGCCGUAUGGUGCCUAGUGCCCAGCUACAAGUCGAUACCGACCUGGAGCUCCAACCCGCUCAACACCGCGUCGGCCGUGGUGCAGGGUGGUGGUCUCGCUCACCGUCCUGAGAGAUGUAUGCUAUCAGUCCACCAGAGACAAAUGUCGAGCCAAGAGACAUACCCUAUGAAUCGACAAGGAAAUAUAUUCCAAUUACAGGCCAUGGUACGAUAUAUUCUCGUUCUACUGUGGUCACUCGCUCUUUUGGCCGUCGCGUGGCCCAUCGCCAUCGCCAUUGUCUCCAUGUUCAUUGGCAACGCCAGUGCUGCUGGCCAGGCGUCUGAACCGUUAUGCUGGAGAGUUGGAUUUAAAUGGGAUAAAGACGCUCUUGCAUGCUCUCGGAACUAUGUGACGCUGUCUAUAUCGCCAUAUGCGAAUGACCACAAUCCUGGUUCCGCAGCCUUCUCGUACGGUGCCGAGGCUGUACUUUGUGUUCUCUUCGUCUGUCUUAUCCAGGCUAGUCAGACCAUCGCAUUGCACUGUUUAGAGCUGCUCGUCAACCUGUCCAGAGAUGAAGGCAUUUGGCGACAAGCGUAUAGUGAAACAGGGGAGGCCCCAGGGACACAGUUGACCGUGAAUCCGUUCCGUGCAGCUGUAUCGAGUUGGGAGAACGCUGUUCUAUUCAUUGCCAAAACAGUGCUGCAUUGGAUAAUUGGUCAGAGCCUGAUCCCUUCCGUUGCCAUGGAAGACUCCAAAGACACCGACUUCGCCAAAGACAUCGAAUCAUGGGCCUCCAUCCCUGUCCAAGACCUGUCCGCUCAUGUCCAGAAGCUGCCGUUCAAACGCGGAUUCCAGUUUGAUAUGGUAUACUCGCGGUUGAUUAUAUACGCCAUACUAGCCGUCCUCGUGGCUACGUUCGCAACAUACCUGGCUCUAAGGCGACGGAAAGGCUGUCAGCCUGCCGCGCUGGGACAUCUGCCGACUCUCGUAGAUCUCAUCGAUGAUUGGAAGACAGACCAGGAAGGCCGGAUGUGGUGGGGGGAUAAGGCUCCCGAACUAGAGGCCGGUCAGGUGCGGCACGCCGGAACAUGCUGGGAUAAGAUGCUUCUUGGCCCGAUAUGUACUACUGCUAGAUAUGCCGGUGGUUAA
Messenger RNA from Aspergillus fumigatus Af293, 1734 nucleotides. RefSeq lists its product as uncharacterized. Lineage: Eukaryota; Fungi; Ascomycota; Eurotiomycetes; Eurotiales; Aspergillaceae. The record is from RefSeq and is a predicted model, not a curated record.